AUGUGGUCAAGAAAGAGCCAGUGGGUGAGUCCAGUGCAAGUAGUUCCGAAGAAGACAGGAUUCACAGUGGUAGCCAAUGAGAGGAAUGAGCUAGUGCCCAUGCAAGUGCAGAACAGCUGGAGAGUCUGCAUUGACUAUAGGAGGCUCAACCAAGCUACCAGGAAGGAUCAUUUCCCACUCUCAUUCAUUGAUCAGAUGCUAGAGAGGUUAGCUGGAAAGUCCCAUUACUGCUUCCUUGAUGGUUUCUCUGUUGGUGCCGUCCUUUCACAACGAGUGGAGAAGAAGUCCUACGUCAUUGCUUAUGCCUCGCGCACUCUGGACAACACCCAAGCAAACUACACCACUACUGAAAAGGAGCUUCUUACCAUUGUGCUUCCUUCCUCUUCAGAUGCCACUACCAUGGACUGUCAGCCUAUCAGAGAUGACUUCCCAGAUGAGUUACUCUAUCACUUGCAUGGUACUGAGCCCUGUUGA
Diospyros lotus (date-plum) is the source of this 474-nucleotide messenger RNA. RefSeq lists its product as uncharacterized. Lineage: Eukaryota; Viridiplantae; Streptophyta; Magnoliopsida; Ericales; Ebenaceae. The coding region runs from base 1 to 474 and encodes 157 amino acids. The transcript has 5 exons. The record is from RefSeq and is a predicted model, not a curated record.